AUGCACGUUGUUGCACAACCACUGACAGUUUUCCUGUCCUACAGCUUUACCGAUUCGAAGCCUCGUCCACCGACUUCUCAACAAACUCCUACAUCCGCCGUCUUCCCUAGUCCCAUCUUCGAGACCCCAAAGCCCGGGCAAGGUUCCGUCACCGACGCCGGGGGCUGGACGCCGCGCUUCGCCGAGGACUACUCUGUCUUCAACAAGACCCCAGGGAACCUUCGGGGAAACCAGGUUCCCUUCGUCGACCUUGGUCCCGCCACGCCCGCCAGCCGCCACAAGAGGCUGCUGUCCGCCGAGACAUUUGCCGCCGAGAUUGCAACCCAUGUGAAUCACUUCUCUUCUAAUCCCAAUCUGCCACUGCCGCCGGUCGAUCCAUCCCGCCGCCUGGCCUCAUCGCCGAAUUCAGUAACCGUUCCUCAAGAAUAUAUAGCCGAUUCGACUCCCUUGCCCAGCCCUGAUCCGUCCAAGCAGUCAAAGUCAUCCAAGAAAGCCAGAAAGGCCGACCUCAGCGGUGCAGAGCCUACGCAGACGGCGACACCUCCGCCCACUGGACGUAGGGGAGAGCGGAAGCUCACUGACAAGCUCACGAUGCAAAAUGAUCAGAGCUUCGGUCAGCCUGACUUCACCGGCGCCUCUCAGCAGCAACAUGAUAUUGCCGCUUUGAUGGCCGCCUCUGGUGACAUGUUUGGAUAUCCCAUGCCAACGCCUGGCACCGCCGGCUUCUGGGACCCUUCAAUGGGCAUGGACUUUGACUUUAGUGCUUCUCCGUCUAAUGUCUUCCAGACAACCCCCGUUCAGGGACACCGCCAUACAGGAUCUUUUGACUGGAAUAACGACAUACCGCUAUUCCAGGAUCCAGCUGCAUCUUUCGCUUCGAACCCAGAGCCCAUUCAGUCAGCUCGACGUGACCGCACUAUCGCCCCGAAACCACUCGGGUCAACGGCAGCAACGACGGCGGCAAGUGCUGCCAUGUCUGCAGCCCUGUCCGCACCAAUAGACGAUCCCUUUGGAAUGUCUCAGCAAGCGAAUGGAGUGAAUCCUGGACUGCUCUUUGGGUCUACGCAGAACCCCAUGUUGGAUAGCGCUGCUCUUAUCCCUGUGACACAAGCUGGCUCGGCUGAAGCUACCAUCUUCCAGUCGAGGUCGAGAACACCUCUGGGAGAGGAUCUUCGACGAUCAGCCAGUGUGAAGGAACUCAGAGCCACCAAGGCUCCCGAUCGUGCACUUGCUCCUUCUCCCGUCAAGUCUAACUCCCGCCCAGGGAUGGGUCGAAGCGUCAGCGAGAACCGAGGCAAGAGAAAUCAACCUCAGACCCAGAACCGACCAGUCCUGCCCAAGCUGGCACCCGCAGUUCGACCAGUUUCACAGGCCAGCAAUGGAUCGAACAGUGACAAUGGACGACCCAUAGCAAGGCCGACCGGAAGGCUGUCUCCCAUGAAGAGUCAGCAUCGUCUAUCGAGUCUGGCCUCUAUACCCGAGGCACCACUGCAGCCGCCGCGAACUCGAACCUCUGUCCGGUUCACGAUCGACUCGAGAGGCAGAGCCCGUGCUGAAACAACCGUCGUACACAAUGAAUGUGACUGGGAUGGAAGCUUCAGCCACCGAAGGACGUCCCGAGAUAGGAGUCGAACAGGCGAAUUGGGAUUCUCCGACGAUGAAGACUCAUCUUCUGACGACGAGCCCAUUAUCAUCCCUAGCAGGACCAGUUCAUUCAACGCCUCGUUUGCUCUACCGGAUCCCCUGAAGCCUGUUGGCUCCAUCUUCCACUCCUCCAGACGCAGUGUCAGCGAUAGGAGCACCAGUAGUAUCGGUGCUCACGAUGGUAUGGGAGGGUCGCAACACGAUGGAGAGAGCGAAACUGAGACUUUCAUGCAUGAGCGCCGCGACAAGGUCGGAGAUGCCACGAGCGAGCUGCGCAAGGUCAUGGAGGACCGCAAGAAGCGGUCAAAUCAGAUGGGUGGAGCGGGACAGCACCGGUACUUACAAACCAACAACUUGGGCCCCUUCCGGGGCGAUACCAUCUCGCCGUCGACCCUCACCGACUCCAGCCUCAUGACAGACAGACAGGAUAUCCGGUGUGUCUGUAGCAGAAAGGGGGCUGACGGGGGAGACGGCUUUAUGAUUCAGUGGUGA
Fusarium falciforme is the source of this 2136-nucleotide messenger RNA. RefSeq lists its product as hypothetical. The transcript has a single exon. The record is from RefSeq and is a predicted model, not a curated record. Lineage: Eukaryota; Fungi; Ascomycota; Sordariomycetes; Hypocreales; Nectriaceae. The coding region runs from base 1 to 2136 and encodes 711 amino acids.